Doryrhamphus excisus (bluestripe pipefish) is the source of this 2622-nucleotide messenger RNA. The record is from RefSeq and is a predicted model, not a curated record. NCBI's taxonomy places the organism in Eukaryota, Metazoa, Chordata, Actinopteri, Syngnathiformes, Syngnathidae.
CCCCCAUCUUCUGCACCUUUUCUACGUGAAUGCCCGAGUGGGACCGAUUUGUGUGAAGGAUGAACUGCUGGUAACCAUGGCAACCUGGAAGAAGUAAGGAAAAAGAACGAGGAGAAGGAAGCAGUGAGUUCCAGCCUCGCAUCGACCUCGGGGAGCCAUGAGGGUCAUUCUUGUUUUUGCUCUUUUGUCCCUGCUGCGAGUUGAUGCCAAAACACAAACAUGCCCGGAACGACAGCAUGAGCGUCUCAGCUGCUACAACGACUACAGUCACAACAUCACGUGCACGUGGAACAGCACAAAUCUUCCGCAUGUGGACAAUUCAGUGUGCUGCAUACACGCAGAAAAGAUCAAAGAUCGGAGGCGUACCUUUUACUCAUCUUCCUGUUUGCUGGCGCCAGCUGACAUCUCCACACCUGCACUAAAGACGUGUUCUCUCAUCUUCAAGCAAGACGGCAUUUUUCAGACCUACCACGUGUUGAGAAUUUCUGUGAACUGUUCCUCUGUGGAGAUAUCCUACAGGCCGUAUUGCCACGUGAAGCUUUAUCCUCCAGGAGAGCCAAUGAUCAACCUCACAACAGUUUCCUGGGUCCCCCAAGCAGCCGAGCACGGAGGAAUCUCACGUUACACCUUCCAGCUGGAGUGGAAGCGAAAGGAUCAGUCGUGGAAUGGGGUGUCAGUGCGCAGAGUGGGAGAAAUAACAUGCGAGUGGUUCUGCCACACGCAGCUGAGCGAGGACUCAUUGAAGCACGGUGUAACAUAUGAGGCGCGCCUACGAGUGCGCCCGUCUGACUUCCAGUCGUCGUGGAGUGACUGGAGUCCCACGGCAUCAUGGACUUCAUCCAUUGGAGAGGCCAGCCCACCACCCUCGGGUUCCUUUGCGCUGGUUGUAGGAAUUACAGUCGUAGGUACGACAUUUGCCCUGUUUCUGGCUGUUCUCGUCUUCAGGACUGACAAGAUGACCUGGGUUAACACUGUCAAGAAGAUAACAGGUCCACCACUACCAGACCCAGGAAAGUCCUUCCUGCAGAAUAACUGGGUGACUCCUCAUUUCAGCAGCGAUUCCUUGAAGACCUUCCUGAGGCCUGAGGAAAUUCUCCCUGUGCAGUCCGUCGACCACAUGGAUGGUUUUGCACCUUGUAAUCCAGAGCUGGCACUGCUGGAGAAGAACAGGAGCAAGUAUGAGUCAAGCGGCUUGAGCUUCUUCAACCCCAGGUAUUCUCACCUGUGGUUUUCUUCUUCUGCCCGCUCCCUCACUGUGGGCAACCUGGAACCCUGUGCGGCCGAUUCCCCUUACGGGCCCACGGUGGCUCCUGUGCUUGAUAAACGCCUCAUUAAUGAUCGGGAUGACAACAUGGAGAAUAUCCUGGAACUUCUAAUGAAGCUCUCCCAAGAUGACAGCUGUGAGGUGAUUCCAGUUAUUUCUGACUACGCAAAAAUUGAGACGCUCCAGGUUGAUCGUGUCCAGACGGCCGAUACCAGAGCGCAGAGCUGGGAAGAGGUCGAUGGCAAGAAUCCGGAAGACGACGCUGGUGGCAGUGAAGAAGAGUCAGGAGGCAAAGUGGCAGAGGGUGAGAGAGUUCUUCAGGAGUGUUUUGGUCCAACAGAGACCCAAGGAUCCAUUCAGGUUUGUCUGGACUAUGAACAUGUCCACAUGCUACACGACGACAGCCCUGAGCUUCCCAGCCAGGAUUCCGGCAUCAGCGGUAUGGGCGAGGAGCAUGGAGGUCAAGAGGAGACUUUCGAGGACAGAUUAAUGACUUCUCCUUUCCUCCAUUUAUCAUCUCCUUUAAGCAUCUAUGGAGCAGGUUUAAGUCUGCAAGCGCUCAUCCUAGAGUCUCACACGUCAUCAGUAGAGCCCUCUAGUGGUGCUUACAUGUCGGUCUGCAGGAAGACACCUGAAAAAGACUGAGGACAUUUUAAAAAUAUGACUGCAUGAUACAUUCAUUUCAAUUAUGGCUAUCAUUCAUGGCAUCCAUUGUAUCGCCAUUGCCAUCAAUUGGCAGUAGCUAAUUUAUUUCAUUAAUUACGUUAGAAUUAUUAGCGUAAUCAGCACAGGAGACAGAAGCAUAGUGUUGUGUCUCCACACAGUGGAAUAACCUCUUCAACACAUCAAUGACAGUGCAAUUCCAACAUACGGUAUGUAUCUCCAACUCACAAACACUUCCUAGUCCUACUCGGAACCACACUUCCUCAUUGUCACCUGACUACCACGAGAUGCAUUCACUGACACUCCACAAAAACACUGGUUGUGGGUGUGGUCUAAAUAAACAAUACGAAGAUAAACAAUAAGUGGAUACUCUUAUCACUCACUAACCUCACUAACAUAACUGACUGAAAAAGUACAAUUUGAUGUAUUUAAGUACGGUAUACUCAGACAACACUUCUACACUCAAAGCAUGUGAAUUCAACUCAACUCACUGGGUGUCUUUGAAGGCAACUGUUAAUGGCUUGUAUAAUGGCUUGUAAUGUUCUCGAAAAAAAAGUUAGGGUAGUGUUUUAAGUCAUGAAAAUAGGGCAAGAUACUGCAACUACUACAUGUUAUCAUCAGUGUAAUAGGUGUAUCCCAAUGACGGCAUUGUAAGAUAGCACAUAUUAACUUGUUUUCUUGUGUUAUAAUGCAAA